AUGUCCAAAUCCGAUAUCGAGAAUAGCUCGGAUUCAGAUACGAACGCCGUGGCUAACCCGGUCAAACCAACAGUCUGGCAGCGUUUCAGAGCACAUAUGAAGAGGUGGUGGUGGUGUUACUUGAUCGGACUCGGUGUUGUCGUCCUUGGAGUCGUCUUACCACUCGUCUACCUGGGCGUCCCGCACUUCGCCAACUCCUACAUAAACAACUAUAAGUACGACUACGAAGGCCUCUCAAUCACAAAUCCCCGCCCAACUUCAUUCCACGUCCGCCAAUCCAAGAAACUCAGCAUGGGCGGCGGAUUCAGCGGCAGCGGCCACUUAUCUGCGUUCAACGCCAGCUGCAAGAUCCCUUCUACUGGAGAACAAUUCGCGGUCUUCCCCGUGCCGACGAUCGAGUUCAGCAAUGGCGCGACUCUGGAUAUCGACCAGGAUCUAGAAGUGACAUGUGUUGAUUGUUUGGCGCAGUUGGCGGUUGAGGCGGCAACGAAUCAGAGCUUCAGAGUACUGGUGACUGGGACGCCGGAUUUGACGUUUGGGGUGCUACCAACUGCUCACUUGGAUAUUCACAAGAUGAUGAAUAUGAAUGGGUAUAAUGUCACGGGUGAAUUCGUGAACGCAAAUGAUGCUUUCAAUGUCACGACCGUGGAUCUGUUGGAUACGCCGGUUGAUGGAUUCAAUGUGAAUGCUACCAUCAGUCUCCGUAAUCCCACGCCGUUCAUUGUGGAAAUGGACAGGGUCAUGUCACAUUCAACCUCAGCAUGGGGGGGCUUCGACUUGGGCUACGUUGAUCUCCCCAACUUGAUGCUUCAGCAGGACAUCUCCAGCACCAUUGUCCUAGGAAAUAUCAAUACCUCAAUGCUGGUCCAUGAGGCUAUUCUGGGCAGUGGAGAGCUCGGUGAAGUCACCCUCGACAUCAAGGGUCACAGCUGCGACUAUAAUGGGCAUGAAAUCCCCUACUUCGCAGCAGCCAUCAAGGCCGUCCAGGCAUCGGCAACCCUUGAUUUGCUGCAGUAUGUCUCAAGUCUUGACUCGCUUUAG
Molecule: messenger RNA, 1041 nt
Organism: Penicillium maclennaniae
Lineage: Eukaryota; Fungi; Ascomycota; Eurotiomycetes; Eurotiales; Aspergillaceae
Product: DUF3712 domain-containing protein
Exons: 4
Coding region: 1-1041 (346 amino acids)
Source: RefSeq, a predicted model, not a curated record